AAAGCGCUUUGCUGGGCGGGCGGGAGUCGCCGCAGUCUGCCUAGCGAUAUCGCCGCGGAUACAGGUCUAUCAGUGCGAUCUAAACCGGAUACUCUACAACAAUGCCUGCCAGGAACAAGGACCAAGAACAAGAGGUUUUGACCUGGAUCACUCAAGUGUUGGGUGAGCCAUUGCCCAACGGCGCGUACGAAGAUAUCCUCAAGGAUGGCGUCGUGUUGUGCAAACUCAUUAACAAACUCUCCCCUGGAUCUGUGAAGAAAAUUCAAGAAAGGGGUACCAACUUCCAGCUUAUGGAAAACAUUCAAAGAUUCCAGGCCGCCAUUAAGAAGUAUGGAGUGCCAGAGGAAGAAAUCUUCCAGACUGCCGAUCUUUUCGAACGACGCAACAUUCCUCAAGUCACCCUUUGCUUAUAUGCAUUGGGAAGAAUUACUCAGAAGCAUCCAGAAUGGACUGGACCUCAACUCGGCCCCAAGAUGGCGGACAAGAAUGAACGCACCUUCACCGAAGAACAACUGAGGGCACACAACGCUGAACUUAACCUCCAAAUGGGUUUCAACAAGGGCGCCUCACAGGCCGGUCUGGGUUCAUUUGGCAACACUCGCCAUAUGUAAUUACAUUAGCCUAAGUGUGGAGGGAAAUGUAAUCUUUAAAA
This is a messenger RNA of Papilio xuthus (Asian swallowtail), 652 nucleotides long. NCBI's taxonomy places the organism in Eukaryota, Metazoa, Arthropoda, Insecta, Lepidoptera, Papilionidae. The record is from RefSeq and is a predicted model, not a curated record.